AUGAUGGAAGCAUAUAUUCUGUACUCCGCUCUUGCAGGCUUGGCACUUCUGCCAGUGUUGCUUUACUGGAGAAAUCCUUAUUUCUUUCAAGAUUUAAGUUUCACAAUUGCUUCAAUUAAAAUUGGUAUAAGGAUGAGCAAAGUGAAGAGGCAGAAACCCUUCUACAGUAUUUUGGAUUGUUUUCUGGACAAAGUGGUGAAGCAGCCGGACAAGAAGUUCCUCGUGUUCGAGGACAGCUCCUACACUUACAGCCAAGCAGACAAGGAGAGCAACAAGGUGGCCAGGGCUCUGUCCACGCAGGCCGGCCUGCAGGAGGGGGACACGGUGGCUCUCUUCCUUGGCAACGAUCCGCAGUUUGUGUGGAUGUGGCUCGCACUGUCCAAGUUGGGAUGCAAAGCUUCUUUAUUGAACCACAACAUCAGAUCCAAAUCUUUGCUGCACUGCUUCUCGUGCUGUGACGCCACGGUGCUGGUCGCUGGUGCCGACCUGCGGGAGGCUGUAGAGGAGGUGUUGCCCAGCUUGACCCAGCAGGGCGUCCGUGUGUUCAUCCUCAGCGAGGUCUGUGAUGUGGAGGGCAUCGAAAGCCUCUCUGUUCACAUUCAGCAGGCCUCAGACCAGCCUCUGUCACCUGAGCUGAGGGCCAACGUUACCCUUAAGAGUCCCGCGCUGUACAUCUACACCUCAGGAACCACAGGGCUUCCCAAGGCAGCUGUGAUCAACCAGGAGAGGGUAUGGAUGUCAUCUUUCUGUCAGGCCAUCUCAGGCGUACGCUCAGACGAUGUCCUCUUCGUGUACCUGCCUCUCUACCACACUGCUGGAUUUCUGAUGGGACUUUGUGGAGCCAUAGAAAGAGGCAUCACUGUUGUUUUAAGACGGAAAUUCUCCGCCUCCCAAUUCUGGAACGACUGCAGAAAGUACGACGUGACUGUUGUUCAGUACAUAGGAGAAGUGAUGCGCUACCUGUGCAACACACCUGAGAGAGACAAUGACAGAGAUCAUCAGGUCCGAUUGGCUUUGGGGAACGGGAUAAGGACCGACACCUGGGUGAAUUUCCUGCAGCGAUUCGGGGACAUUCGUAUCUGUGAGUGCUACGGAGCGACAGAAGGAAAUGUUGGCUUUGUCAACUACUGUGGCAAAGUUGGAGCUAUUGGCAAAGAGCAUUUUCUCCACAAAAUGGCAUAUAAUUAUGCCCUCAUCAGGUACGACACAGAGAAAGAGGAGCCGGUCAAAGACUCCAGAGGAUUUUGUAUUAAAGUGCCCGCUGGAGAGACCGGUUUGCUGGUGGCGAGGAUCGGAGAAAGUACACCUUUCAGCGGCUACGCCAAGAACAGUCAGCAGACAGAGAAGAAGAAGGUGAGAGAUGUGUUUGUGAAGGGAGACCUCUACUUCAACAGCGGCGACCUCCUAAAGAUAGACAGCGAGGGAUUCAUCUUCUUUCAAGACCGCAUUGGAGACACGUUCAGGUGGAAAGGAGAAAACGUGGCGACCACAGAGGUGGCCGAUCAUUUGCUGACGAUAGACUGCGUCGAGGAGGCUAAUGUCUACGGCGUGAAGGUGCCAGGACACGAGGGACGAAUUGGAAUGGCAGCAGUGAAGCUGAAAGAAAACAUGGACUUUGACAGCAACGCUGCGUAUCAGUACGUCAAGAACUGCCUCCCCAGCUACGCAAGACCAUGCUUCAUUCGCAUACAGGGCGCACUGGUAGUAACUGGGACGUUUAAGCAAAUGAAGGUGAAGCUGGCAGAGGAGGGCUUCAACCCUGACGCCAUCAAGGACCCUUUGUUUUACCUGCAGGACAACAAGGGCUACGCACCCAUGACUCAGCAGAUAUUCGACUCCAUCGCAGAGGGAAGAAUCAGACUCUGAACGAGUUCAAACUGGAUUGUCAAGUUCAAAUG
Messenger RNA from Cottoperca gobio, 1898 nucleotides. Its product is annotated as very long-chain acyl-CoA synthetase-like. Bases 1 to 1866 code for a protein of 621 amino acids. The record is from RefSeq and is a predicted model, not a curated record. The transcript is spliced from 10 exons. Lineage: Eukaryota; Metazoa; Chordata; Actinopteri; Perciformes; Bovichtidae. Gene Ontology annotation, biological process: long-chain fatty acid metabolic process; long-chain fatty acid import into cell. Gene Ontology annotation, molecular function: long-chain fatty acid transmembrane transporter activity; long-chain fatty acid-CoA ligase activity. Gene Ontology annotation, cellular component: endoplasmic reticulum membrane; plasma membrane.